Prionailurus viverrinus (fishing cat) is the source of this 5421-nucleotide messenger RNA. RefSeq names its product sortilin related VPS10 domain containing receptor 2 (gene SORCS2). The record is from RefSeq and is a predicted model, not a curated record. The coding region runs from base 31 to 2994 and encodes 987 amino acids. Gene Ontology annotation, molecular function: protein binding. The transcript has 26 exons. Lineage: Eukaryota; Metazoa; Chordata; Mammalia; Carnivora; Felidae. Gene Ontology annotation, cellular component: membrane.
UUGAUCCUGACGAAGUAUUACCACGCCGACAUGGGGAAGGUCCUGGAAAGUUCUCUGUGGCGGUCCUCGGACUUCGGGACGUCCUACACCAAGCUCACCCUGCAGCCCGGUGUCACCACGGUCAUCGACAACUUCUACAUUUGCCCCACGAACAAGAGAAAGGUCGUCCUGGUGAGCUCCUCACUCAGCGACAGGGACCAGAGCCUGUUCCUUAGCACGGACGAGGGGGCCACCUUCCAGAAGCAGCUCGUCCCCUUCUCCGUGGAAACUCUGAUUUUUCACCCCAAGGAGGAGGACAAGGUUUUGGCCUACAGCAAGGAGAGCACGCUCUACGUGUCAUCUGACCUGGGGAAGAAGUGGACAUUGCUGCGGGAGCGAGUGACCAAAGACCACGUGUUCUGGGCUGUGUCUGGGGUGGACACCGACCCCGACCUGGUCCACAUGGAAACCCAGGACCUCGGAGGAGGGUUUCGCUACGUCACCUGCCAGAUCCACAACUGCUCCGACAAGACGCUGACGGCUUUGUUCCCAGGCCGCAUUGACCACAGUUCUCUGACCGUGCAGGACGACUACAUCUUCUUUAGGGCCACCGCAACAAACCGGACCAAAUAUUACGUCUCUUACCGUCGCAACGAGUUUGUCCUGAUGAAGCUUCCAAAGUACGCGCUGCCACAGGAUCUGCAGAUCAUCAGCACGGACGAGAGCCAGGUGUUUGUGGCCGUGCAGGAGUGGCACCAGACGGACACCUACAACCUGUACCAGUCGGACACGCGCGGCGUGCACUACUCGCUCGUCCUGGAGGACGUGCGCAGCUCCCGGCAGGCCGAGGACAGCGUGCUCAUCGACAUCCUCGAGGUCCGAGGGGUGAAAGGAGUCUUCCUGGCAAACCAAAAAACCAAUGGGAAGGUGGUGACACUUAUAACCUACAACAAGGGCCGCGACUGGGACCGCUUGAGGCCACCCAGCACGGACAUGAACGGAAAACCAACCAACUGUGAGCCUCCGGACUGCCACCUCCACCUGCACCUGCGAUGGGCAGACAACCCCUACGUGUCGGGCACCGUGCACACCAAAGACACUGCCCCGGGCCUCAUCAUGGGCGCAGGUAACCUGGGCUCGCAGCUGGUGGAGUAUAAGGAAGAAAUGUACAUCACGUCCGACUGUGGGCACACCUGGCGGCAGGUGUUCGAGGAGGAGCACCACGUCCUCUACCUGGACCACGGUGGCGUGAUCGCAGCCAUCAAGGACACCUCCAUCCCCUUGAAGAUCCUCAAGUUCAGCGUGGACGAGGGCCUCACCUGGAGCACGCACAACUUCACCAGCACCUCCGUGUUUGUGGACGGGCUCCUGAGUGAGCCGGGAGACGAGACGCUGGUCAUGACCAUCUUCGGCCACAUCAGCUUCCGCUCAGACUGGGAGCUCGUCAAGGUGGACUUUCGGCCCUCGUUCUCCAGGCAGUGCGGUGAGGAUGACUACGGCUCCUGGCACCUCAGCGACCUGAAGGGUGACCGCUGCAUCAUGGGCCAGCAGAGAAGUUUCCGGAAGAGAAAGCCCACGUCCUGGUGCGUCAAGGGGAAGAGCUUCACGUCUGCGCUGGAGACCCGGGUGUGCCGGUGCCGGGAGUCAGACUUCCUCUGCGACUACGGAUUUGAGCGCUCUCCCUCCUCGGGGUCUGACGCCAACAAGUGUUUUGCCAACUUCUGGUUUAACCCCCUGUCCCCGCCAGAUGACUGUGUUCUGGGCCAGACCUACACCAGCAGCCUCGGGUACCGCAAGGUGGUGUCCAAUGUGUGUGAGGGCGGCGUGGACCCGCGGCAGAGCCCGGCGCCGCUGCAGUGCCCGCUCACGCCGCCCCGGGGCCUGCGGGUCAGCAUCCGCGGCGACGCGGUGGCCGUGCGGCCGGGAGAGGACGUCCUGUUCGUGGUGCGGCAGGAACAGGGUGAUGUCCUGACCACCAAGUACCAGGUGGACCUCGGGGAUGGCUUCAAGGCCGUGUACGUGAACCUCACGUCGACCGAGGAGCCCAUCCGGCACCGCUACGAGAGCCCCGGCGUCUACCGCGUGUCUGUCAGGGCGGAGAACGUGGCGGGGCAUGACGAGGCGGUGCUCUUUGUCCAGGUCAACUCCCCCCUGCAGGCCCUGCACCUCGAAGUGCUUCCUGUCGUCGGCCUCAACCAGGAGGUGAACCUCACAGCCGUGCUGCUGCCCCUGAACCCCAACCUCACCGUCUUCUACUGGUGGAUCGGCCACAGCCUGCAGCCCUUGCUCUCCCUGGAGAACUCUGUGACCACGCGGUUUGCAGACACGGGGGACGUGCGUGUGACUGUGCAGGCCGCCUGCGGAAACUCGGUGCUGCAGGACUCCAAGGUGGUCCGCGUGCUGGACCAAUUUCAGGUAGUGCCUCUGCGGUUUUCCACGGAUCUGGAUGUGCACAACCCCAACACCCCUGAGUGGAGAGAGGACGUCGGCCUGGUGGUGACCCGGCUGCUCUCCAAGGAGACCAGCGUCCCCGAGGAGCUGCUGGUGACCGUUGUAAAGCCGGGGCUGCCCACCGUGGCCGACCUGAACGUGCUCCUGCCCCCUCCCGGGCCCGCGAGGAAGAGGAAUCUCACAAGUGACAAGAGACUCAUGGCCAUCCAGCAGGUGCUGAAGGCACAGAAGAUCAGCUUCCUCCUGCGAGGUGGGGUCCGGAUCCUGGUGGCCAUGAGGGACACAGACACAGAUUCUCAGAGGCCGGGAGGCGGUGGCGGCUACUGGGCCGUGGCGGUCCUCGUGGUCAUCGGACUCUUCGCGGUGGGCGUGUUCAUCCUCUACAAGUUCAAAAGGAAACGCCCCGGCAGGACCGUGUACGCCCAGAUGCACAAUGAGAAGGAGCAAGAAAUGACGAGCCCCGUGAGCCACAGCCAAGGCGUCCAGAGCGUCAUCCAGGGGAAUCACUCCGGAGUGGUCCUGAGCAUCAACUCCCGAGAGAUGCACAGCUACCUGGUGAGCUGAUGUCCCCCGAGGCCCGCGCCCCGGACACUCUCCUCUGCGCCGUCUCAUCCCCGGAGGGCACCGGUGCUGGGACCCGCGUCCCCUCAGAGGCCUGCGGAAGCGCCACCUCGUCCAGCGACAGAUGCCCCCUCUCCUCAGCUCACGCCCGCCCAGCCCGCGAGACGCACGGGGGCCUGACCCCCGGCCCCCUGGACACCAGGCGCACGGCGCCACCCGCCGCCCCCGGCCCCACCGGGCACUUCUCUGUCCCCGGGCCGCGCGUGGCUGCCCCCGCUGCGCCACACCCCGUGGCCCCAGCCCGAGGCCCGGCCGCCCUGGGGACGGGGAGGUGCGCCUGCCGGGGCCGCCGGUCACCCUGCACCGUGGGCCCCUUCCCCACACGGGGGGCCCCGGAGCCCCGCUUUCUUCUUCAAUACCCCCGGGAGGGCGGCUCCCACCUGCAUGGCCUCCCUCGGCGGGGGCCGCCCUGCAGAGUCCAGAAAGUGGACUGUGACCCAGACCCCACCCCUGCCCCGGGCCCUCCCAACACAGCCCUCCGUGCCUCCCGCCGUCCGCCUCUUUUUAAACUGCAGAUAAUGUAAAUACCUCUUUAGGUAGCUGUUUGCGUUCUGGGGGUGGGGGGCUGUUCAACUUUCUACUCUGUGGUCAGGCAGUAGCCGUCUGGGUUGCUUUGUCAGAGCCCCCUUCUCGGGACCCUUCUUUUAGUGCCGGGGUUCCGGAGGGACAGGUGCUCUGACGGCUUUGCCCCCGGAGCCCGGGCCUGCACUUCUGCAGCCGGCCAGCAGGUGGCACGCUCCCCGGGGUUUCCCCGCCCACCCGCUGGGGUCUCCUCCUCCCCCUGGGGCACCGCCUGGAGAAGCACCAAGGGCCCGGCGCCUCCUUACAGUUGGGGGAACCCGGGUAGGAGCCGGGGACCAGAAGAGGCUUCGGAUGGCGGAACCGGAAGGGCCGUCCAGGAGCGUGCCCCUCAUUUUGAAGUUGGAGAAAUUGAGGCCCAGAGAGGGGUGACUUUCCCAAGGUCACACAGCAAGACAGUAGCAGAGGUGCCCCAGGGACUAGCCCUCUGCACCCCGGUGCACAGUGAGUCCACUCACUCACAGACGCCUAGAAUCAGGGACGCUAGCCUAAGUCUACACUUGUGAAUAUACAGGGGGGAGGUGUUCACCUUUUGCCUUGAACCCCGAAGUCAGUAGUCUCCUCCCUCCCCCCUUUCUCCCCCCUCCUCCUCUCCCCUCCCUCCCUCCUCCCUCUCCCUUUCUCCUCCCUCUCCCUUUCUCCUCCCUCCCUCCUCCCCCCCUCUUCUUCCCCCCUCCCUCCCCCCACUUUCCCCUCCCAGGCAGGGCUCAGGGUCUCCCCCUAGGCAAUGGGGAACACCAGAGCUCAGGCUGGGAGCUCACUGGCUGCUGGUGAGUCCAGAAUGAAGCCUGGGGGGCAUCAACUCACUUCCCUUACAAAGGCCUGCAGGAGGGGAGACCCAGGGACAAACCCUCGCGCCCGCAACAGGCCCCAGCGCACAGGAGUCCCUCAGUGUUUGCGUGUCACAAAUAGGGACUCUGAGGCCGCGAGGAGGAAGGGGUCACUGUGUGUCACACGCCAGGUGGUGGAGUCCCUCUCCCCGGGCCGCCGCUCACCAGCUGGGGCUCCUGGGCCCCCUCCAGAGGUCACCCUGCAAGUUGUUCUUAAGACCCUCCUUGGGGAAGGGCUGGGGCCCAGAGACCGGGGGACGCGUCGCUGGGGAGGUCGGCGCGGGAUCCCCGGCUGGCACUCUCUGGACCUUUGCCACCCCCCAGCCUGUUUGCAGUCUUCAAAGACACCUUAGGGAGCCCUGUGUCCUGCCGUCCACCCCCACCCAGCCUGCCCCAUGAGCACCACACAGGGUCAGACACCUGUCGGCACCAUCCAGAGCCAAGGUCACGGUCAGCAUGAGUCCCCUGGACACAGUGCCCCUCCCCCACCCCCAGCUCACCAGUGCCUGCAGGUGACCACCCCUUUGACCUUCCUUGACCACUCAACUUCAUUCUCUCUGCUGUUUGGGUAGGGGUUUUUUUCCCCCUUAGUUAUUGGUGUUUCGUAUUUUACGUUAUUGUUUCUAUUAAGAGUAUUUUGAGUGUGUGGACCCGAGAGCCUGGGAAUAAGGUGGCAUCUGAGAUAACCUUCCACUUCUCCAUCCCCGUGACCAUAUAGAUCAACACGUAGGUCUAUGGAUCGUCUGGUUAUACAUCUGAGGUUCUACGAAUCUGCUGUACAGGCACCUGGGGGUAAGGUGUGGUCUGCGGUGGGCAGCUAACGCUCCAUUCGACCGGGCUCUGCCCACACUUGGUAUAUGCACAUAACAAAGAUGCGAAAAAUCCUUUCUUAUUUUUCCUUUUUAAAAAUCAAUAAAUCACUUGUGAUGCUUUUAACAGAGAUUAAAUGAAUAUAAUCAGC